UCCUGCACCUGACCUUGGCCUCCACUCCCAUGGACCUCGCCAAAGGCAUCCUGCUGGCACUGUUCACCGGCAUCGAAGUGGUCAUCUGUGCCUUAGUGGUGGUGAAAAAAGACACAUCUUCGCACAGUUACCUGCAGUACAGCGGCCUGGUGACCUGGGUUGUCAUGGCUACUCAGAUUCUGGCCACUGGCCUCGGCCACGGACUCUUGGGAGAUGGCAUCGGUUACGUGCUUUUUACGCUUUUUGCCACUUACAGUAUGCUUCCUCUCCCUUUGAUCUGGGCGAUCCUGGCUGGCUUUCUGACUUCCGUGCUCCAUGUUGUGGUACAAUUACUCAUUCCCCGAGCUGCAGCCCCAACCACCAACCAGGUCAUAGCCCAAUCGGUAUUAUUCAUGUGCAUGAACACGGCCGGAAUAUUUAUCAGUUACCUGGCUGACCGGGCGCAGCGCCAGGCGUUCCUGGAAACCAGAAGAUGUAUUGAAGCGAGACUUCGACUGGAAACGGAGAAUCAGCGACAGGAGAGGCUGGUUCUUUCAGUUUUGCCACAGUUUGUUGUAUUGGAGAUGAUUAAUGACAUGUCAAAUGUGGAAGAUGAACAUUUACAGCACCAGUUUCAUAAAAUCUACAUACAUCGAUAUGAAAAUGUAAGCAUUCUCUUUGCAGACGUAAAGGGUUUUACCAACCUCUCUACAACCCUGUCUGCACAGGAGCUCGUGGGGAUGCUGAAUGAAUUGUUCGCAAGAUUUGAUCGACUUGCACAUGAACAUCACUGUCUCAGAAUUAAGAUCCUGGGAGAUUGCUAUUACUGCGUAUCUGGACUCCCUGAGCCACGUCAAGACCAUGCACACUGCUGUGUUGAAAUGGGCCUUAGCAUGAUCAAGACCAUAAGAUAUGUGAGAGUUCACACAAAGCAUGAGAUUGACAUGCGUAUAGGUAUACACUCUGGAUCUGUACUCUGUGGAGUUCUCGGGCUUCGGAAAUGGCAAUUUGACGUCUGGUCCUGGGAUGUUGACAUAGCAAACAAACUGGAGUCUGGUGGCAUCCCUGGGAGGAUUCACAUUUCCAAGGCAACACUGGAUUGUCUAAAUGACGAUUAUGAGGUGGAGGAAGGUCACGGAAAAGAGAGAAAUGAGUUUCUGAGGAAGCAUAACAUUGAAACAUAUCUGAUAAAACAGCCAGAAGAAAGCCUGCUAGCUCUUCCUGAAGACAUUAUGAAAGAAUCCAGUACAUCCUGCGACACAAAAAAUAGUACUGCAACGUUUACUGAAGGUUCCUGGAGUCCCGAGCUUCCUUUUGAUAAUAUUGUUGGAAAACAGAAUACUUUGGCUGCCCUUACAAGAAAUUCAAUAAACCUGCUUCCAAACCACCUUGCACAAGCUUUGCAUGUCCAGUCUGGGCCUGAGGAAAUUAACAAGCGAAUAGAACAUACCAUCGACUUAAGGAGUGGGGAUAAAUUAAGAAGAGAGCAUAUCAAGCCUUUCUCUCUGAUGUUUAAAGACUCCAGCCUGGAGGAAAAGUAUUCACAGAUGCGAGAUGAAGUUUUCAAGUCAAACCUGGUGUGUGCUUUUAUUGUUCUAAUAUUUAUCACAGCAAUACAAAGUUUACUUCCUAUAUCAAGAAUGAUGCCAAUGGUGAUCCAGUUUACCAUUUUGAUCAUGUUGCAUGCUGCACUGGUAUUAAUUACUACAGCAGAGGAUUACAAAUGUCUGCCAUUAGUUCUUCGAAAAUCAUGCUGCUGGAUCAACGAAAACAAUUUCGCAAGGAAUGUCAUCAUAUUCGCCUCCAUUUUGAUAAACUUUCUUGGUGCUAUAAUAAAUAUAUUUUGGUGUGACUCUGAAAAAUCGAAAACUGAUAAGAACCAAACGUUCAAUUCUACUGCCAAGUGUACAGAUAUAUGCUUCUAUCCCGAGUAUUUUGUGUUUACUGGAGUGCUAGCAAUGGUGACCUGUGCAGUGUUUCUCCGUCUGAAUUCCAUCCUGAAACUUGCCGUUUUACUGAUAAUGAUUGCGGUUUACUCGCUACUGACUGAAACCAUCUACAGCUCGCUCUUUGUUAGAUAUGAUAACUUCUAUCACAGUGGAGACAGAGACUUCUUAGGCACGAAAGAAACCUCCCUGCUACUCAUGGCAAUGUUUCUCCUCGCUGUAUUUUAUCAUGGACAGCAGUUGGAAUACACAGCGAGACUGGAUUUCCUUUGGCGUGUUCAAGCAAAAGAGGAAGUGAAUGAAAUGAAAGAGCUUCGCGAACAUAAUGAAAAUAUGCUCCGAAAUAUUCUACCAAGUCAUGUUGCACGCCAUUUCUUGGAAAAGGAAAGAGACAAUGAGGAACUUUAUUCACAGUCUUAUGAGUCUGUGGCUGUGAUGUUUGCCUCAAUUCCAGGAUUUGCAGACUUCUAUUCCCAAACUGAAAUGAAUAACCAAGGAGUAGAAUGUUUACGUUUACUAAAUGAAAUAAUAGCAGAUUUUGAUGAGUUGUUGGGAGAAGAGCGAUUUCAAGAUAUUGAAAAAAUUAAAACAAUUGGAAGCACUUACAUGGCUGUAUCUGGAUUGUCACCUGAAAAGCAGCAAUGUGAAGAGAAGUGGGGCCAUCUGUGUGCUCUAGCAGACUUUACCAUUGCUUUAAAUGAAAGCAUACAAGAAAUAAACAAACAUUCCUUCAACAAUUUUGAACUUCGGGUUGGUAUUAGCCAUGGCUCAGUCGUUGCAGGGGUUAUUGGCGCUAAGAAACCACAAUAUGAUAUCUGGGGUAAAACUGUAAAUCUGGCAAGUCGUAUGGACAGCACAGGCAUCAGUGGAAGAAUCCAAGUGCCGGAAGAUACAUAUCUUAUCCUAAAAGACAAAGGGUUUGCCUUUGAGUACAGAGGUGAAAUAUAUGUCAAAGGGAUAAGUGAACAAGAAGGGAAGAUUAAAACAUAUUUUCUUCUGGGAAGAGUGCAACCGAAUCCACUUAUCAUGCAACCAAGAAAGCUAACCAGUCAAUACUCAUUAGCUGUUGUUGUCCUUGGACUUGUACAGUCAUUAAAUAGACAAAAACAAAAACAAAUGCUGAAUGAAAAUAACAACUCUGGCAUAAUUAAGGGACAUUACAACAGAAGGACAUUACUUACUCCCAAUAUACCUGAGACUGUGCCACAGGUUGAAGGCUCAGAAAAAACUGAAAUGCCAUGACAAAAUUUUCAUUGUGUUGUAAUUUUGUAUUUCUUUUA
This is a messenger RNA of Hypanus sabinus (Atlantic stingray), 3205 nucleotides long. It is a transcript of the gene adcy8, whose product is annotated as adenylate cyclase 8 (brain). The record is from RefSeq and is a predicted model, not a curated record. Lineage: Eukaryota; Metazoa; Chordata; Chondrichthyes; Myliobatiformes; Dasyatidae. Gene Ontology annotation, molecular function: adenylate cyclase activity. The coding region runs from base 30 to 3167 and encodes 1045 amino acids. Gene Ontology annotation, biological process: intracellular signal transduction; cAMP biosynthetic process; adenylate cyclase-activating G protein-coupled receptor signaling pathway. The transcript is spliced from 18 exons. Gene Ontology annotation, cellular component: plasma membrane.